This is a messenger RNA of Lytechinus variegatus (green sea urchin), 2947 nucleotides long. RefSeq lists its product as uncharacterized. The transcript has 5 exons. Bases 67 to 945 code for a protein of 292 amino acids. Lineage: Eukaryota; Metazoa; Echinodermata; Echinoidea; Temnopleuroida; Toxopneustidae. The record is from RefSeq and is a predicted model, not a curated record.
UUUCAAACACGAAGCAGCUUCUCUUUGUGCUAUGCUAACGAUUUGCUCCUGAUCAUUCUAAUCAUCAUGCUUGUGGAACAAACAAUAUUACAAUUUCUGGUUGCUAUGGUGAUGGCCUGCUUGAUUCCUUCUCUGUCAUACGCCGUCCAAGUCGAUUUCCACAAAGUGCCGCGUCGACAUCGUAAACUCCAUUCUCCUUUGAUCGAUGACGAACCCGAUGUCGAGCUCCGUCUAUCAAGGACAGCCGAUGCUGCUUCCGAUAACGUCGACAUCAUCGAUACGGGUGCAAAAUCAAUACCACGGCCUACGUCUGGGAUUGAUCCCAUACAUGAAGAUGGACUUGUAGGACGACUAAGGGGAAAUCAUCAUCGCCAUCAUCAUCGACAUCAUCAACAUCAACGACAACAAGACAAGUGGGAUCAGCUGAGAGACAAGAAAGUCCGUGACAAAGAAAGAACUUUAAAAUCCACGAGAACCGAUGAUUACAAUGAGACGAAGCUACUGAAGGAUGAUGACAACAUAGAGAAAGCUCAUCAACGAAUACGACACGGAGGCACAGGCCGCGGCAGACACGACAAGACAUCGGCACAGGAGAACAUAGAUUCGAUGGUCCAUCACAUACGGGGCAAGCGGGACGGGCCAGGUGCCCCACUACCCCCUUCUCAUUCUUUAGCCACCCAUCCGCCCCCACCGAUAAUGGAUGGCGACCCCCCAUGGAUGAGCGUGCCGCCCCCUAGCCACUUCCCCUACCAGUUUCCUCUCGGUCAGGUCGCGGAUAGUAACGGUGGUAAUCCCAAAACGCAAACUACCAGAAUGCCUACGACGUGUAGCACAGAUCAUUCGAGCGAUGAAAGUGGGUCUGCUGUGAGUCAUUUAUAUGGAACCACACGAUGGACUCUUUCACUUGUGAUUUUAUUAUCCCUUGCAAUUCACAUUUUAUUGUAAAUGACUGGAACUUAUCAACAAACACCCCCGACACGGACUAUCGAAUCCGACAUCGUAUUUAUGAGAUGUUCGGUGAGGAUAAUAAGCAUGUGAUAUACAUCAUGGUAAUACAAUCCGGGAGAGGGAUCUCGUUAAAGAUACAUCUUCAGAGGAAAUCGUUCCAGAGACGAGUAUCACACUCGCUGCAUGGAGAUGAUGUCUAUCGGGGUCCUUUCCGAGCGUACAUCUUUCUGAGAUUGACGUAUUUUCGUGAGAUAUUCCAUGGUACGUAGCAUGACUCUCCGGUACACAUUCGUUGAUUACGAUGCGGAGAAGAAACGGACAUGGUUUCACAAACACAUAUCUCCAUGGUUUCCUUAUUAUCACCCGAUGGCCUAUUUUCGUGUAACUCGUCGAUCUCAGCAAAUUCAAGGAGCCAAGUCUAAUUUCGAGAUUCGGGGUCGAUCCGAGCUGGGAUCGGUCAAGAUAAGCCAUGACAGAUUGUAUGCAAAUAGAGAUUCUUUACUUGUGAUGAAAUUCUACCAUCGUCAGAUUAUCCCCCAAAUAGGCUGCUUCCUUGGAUUUCGAUGUGUGGAAUCUCUUUCAAGAGUAUAAAGGUGACACGAAUAUCUUUGACCUUAUAAUCCUGCCAGAGGUUUCGAAGAAAUGUUUACAUUUUUGGCAACAGCAAUUGGACUGCUCGAAUCAUAGAGGGCGCUAUUACAGUUCUCAAGAGACAUGAAAGAGAGGUCCACCUCUAUGGAGAGAGUACCUCAAUUUCGAUCAGUAACGUCACUCAAGGUGUGAACGCCAUUGGGGUCCAUUAUUAUCAUCUACACUGAAAAAAAACUACUGUAAAAAAUACUCCAGUCGGUUUUGUGAGAAGACCACACUAAACAUCGAACACCAGUAGGUUCAACAACCAUUGGCGUUAUUCAUUUUGUAAUAUUGACACUAUGUUGGUGUUAUAUUCAAAUAUCAAGGUGUAACAUAGUGUUGGUACAGUAUUGCAUGAAAAGAGAGAUUCUUAACUCUCACAACACCGACUGUUGUUGCGUUAACAUCGUAGUCCUUACAUCUCCCAAAUGAGCGUUUCGAAGACCAUUUUGGUUCCCAAAUAAGAACAACAAUAACAACAACAAACGCCAGAGUUGAACUUCUUUUUAAUCAAAGGGAAUGUCUCUCAAGACAUGCAAGAAGUUUAUGUAUAUUCUGCAACUGUUUAGAGCAUCGUCUUUGAGAACUUUCGAAGCCAGUAGUCAACGAACAAGCUGAGAAGUUCAUUUCAUAUUUUGUUUUAAAAGAAAGUUAACAGAAUAAGUGUCACAUCACAAUUAUAUCUUGUAUAUGAGAGCAUUUUAUGUAUAAAUAAUGAACACUUGUUAGUUAUUGGAUUUCAUACUAGAACACAUACUUUUUCGAAACGUGUUACUUACAAAUUUCUUUCAUAGAUUCAAGUUUAAGGGGGAAAAAAUCAUUUUUUCUAUUUAUCGUAGAAGGCCUAAACACCCUUCGAAAAUUAGUAAAUGUAUAAUUUGUAACAUGUUAUUUUAGUCAUAAUUGGUAUCUUUAUUGUGCAUUUUCAUCACAAUCUGUAGUUAUAUUGUAUUUUCUUUAAUUGAAGAUUUGGAACUACACAGGGAGCUCCGGCCCGAGGAGCGGACCGGGGCUUCCUUGGUUAGAACUACACUUGCUCAUAUUAGUUAUUUUGUUGUGUUUUUUCGUUGCGUCGAGUUUACUCAGAUUAUACUGCAACUGAUUUUUAAAUUAUGAUAGUGAAAAUCACGAUCUUAGUCUCAUUAAAAAAUGAUCAUUCUGGACAAAGGGUUAAAAAUAAUAAGUGAAAAUUUAAACCAAUACAAUAGAUAUGAUUAUAUUCAACUCAAAUGGGCAUUCAGAAAUAGGUGGGGUUUUUUCAGUCUACUUUGAAUCUGUUUUGUCAGGUAAUAUUUCUGAAUGUAUGGUGGGAGGGGAUUCCUUACUGAUGGCUAACCUUCUGGAAAUUCCUAUCUCCAAGAUUUAU